Molecule: messenger RNA, 1114 nt
Organism: Cebus imitator (Panamanian white-faced capuchin)
Lineage: Eukaryota; Metazoa; Chordata; Mammalia; Primates; Cebidae
Product: tRNA N(3)-methylcytidine methyltransferase METTL6
Exons: 4
Coding region: 312-956 (214 amino acids)
Source: RefSeq, a predicted model, not a curated record
GAAGUGGCGGGGGCGGUGCCAUGGCAAAAGAACUCCUCCCGGAGAAUCCCAAUGCGAGGUCCUCAGGAUUGGCUCAGAGUUGUGCUGCGAUGCCACCCAUAUUCUGCCUCCGAAGCUUGAGGCUGGCUGUGGGGUGAGUGCUCCUGGCCCCACCCCUACAGUUGAAUUUAGGAACUGAUGACGCACCCUAUGCUGUUUGAGACGUGAAACUCACCUGAGGAAAUGCAUCUGAUCCAUUAGCAUGGAUUUAUAUUAUUUGGGGAUGGAGAAUCUUCAGCUGCCUUAAGUUUCUGUUACCGUCAGUUUCUGAGAUGGCUUCUUUGCAAAGGAAAGGGCUGCAGGCAAGGAUUCUCAGCUCUGAAGAAGAGGAGAAACUGAAAAGAGACCAAACUUUGGUGUCUGAUUUUAAACAGCAAAAAUUGGAACAAGAGGCUCAGAAAAACUGGGAUCUUUUUUACAAAAGAAAUAGCACUAAUUUCUUCAAAGAUAGACACUGGACCACCAGAGAGUUUAAGGAGCUAAGAUCAUGUAGAGAGUUUGAAGAUCAAAAGUUAACAAUGCUUGAAGCUGGCUGUGGGGUUGGAAACUGUUUAUUCCCACUUUUAGAAGAAGAUCCGAAUAUCUUUGCCUAUGCCUGUGAUUUUUCUCCAAGAGCAGUUGAAUAUGUUAAGCAAAAUCCUUUAUAUGACACAGAAAGAUGCAAGGUAUUCCAGUGUGAUCUGACGAAAGAUGAUCUUCUGGAUCAUGUACCAACAGAAUCUGUGGAUGUUGUUAUGUUGAUAUUUGUGCUCUCAGCUAUUCAUCCUGAUAAGAUGCACCUUGUCUUACAAAACAUUUACAAGGUUAGUCAUUUGGGGCCUGCACUUGAGAGUUGGACAGUUUUGAUUCUUUUGCUUACCCUCUCUCAUGAGGCUCAUGUACUGUCUAGAUUCACAUGGUGUCUCCAUCCUCACUAGGUAGACUGUAGUAGGUGUUUAGAAAGGUGUCCUCUGGCAUAAAACAUCCACUCUAAAUUCCGAUUUGUGUAGUGGCAUGGCUGCUCUUUAGAGCUUGGCCAGCCCUGGGACAAGGAUGAUUUUGCAUUUACCUGGAAUCCAUGGAGUCCUGCUAUAAG